AUGGACAGAAGUGGAUAUCAUGGGACUUCUAUUUCAGACUUCUCUGAAUCGGUUAUUGAUGAAGAUCGCAGUUCGUCAGACAUCAUUCCAACAAUUGAUAAUGUAGUUUUUCGUCGCAAUCGUUACAACCGAGCGCACAACCAACGUUUCCAUCAUCGUCGCAGAAACCAUAUCAGCGAACUAUUUGCUACCACUCAGGCGCCCAUUGAAAUUUUAUCAUCCAGAAAUGAUGCACGACGCAGGAGGCGUAUGCGCCGGCGAUAUUAUAAUCGUUUGUAUAGCCGUCAUAGCCACAGACGUUUGCGAAGGGGUCGUCAUGAGCAUUUCAACGAAUUACUUGCUCUCACUCAGUCGUACGAUGAAAAUGCAUCUUCCAACUAUGUCACCGAACGGAGACGUCGACAGUACGAACGUUAUAAUCGCAGGUAUGACCGCGGCCAUCGACGUAUGCGUAGUGAACAUACUGAGCAAGAUGAUUCUAACGAACUAUUAGUUAACAAUCAGUCUGAUCAUGAAUUAGCAUCAUUUAGCAAUGUUAACGGGCGACAAUACGAACGCUAUAAUCGCAGGUAUAAUCGCGGCUAUCGACGUAUGCGUAGUGAACAUACUGAGCAAGAUGAUUCGGACGAACCAUUAGUUAAUAAUCAGUCUGAUCAUGAAUUAGCAUCGUUCAGCAAUGUCAACGGGCGACAGUACGAACGCUACAAUCCCAGGUAUAAUCGCGGCUAUCGACGUAUGCGUAGUGAACAUACUGAGCAAGAUAAUUCGGAAGAACCAUUAGUUAAUAAUCAGUCUAAUCAUGAAUUAGCAUCGUUUAGCAAUGUUGACGGGCGCAGAAUUGGACAGCAUAACAGCUAUGAUUCUGGACACACUCUUGAUGCGAGCAGACAGCAUGCUAUAGAAGUACUGCUUGCUACGCACCUUAACGAUGAGCCUGCAUCUCGUAACAGAACCACAAUACAUAUCAGUCAAUGGAGAAAUCUCAUUUACAACGGCAGGCACAACGUUCGUCGCAUUCGACGUUUAAACAAUAAUCGAACUGAACAAGUUGGUCAAAGCAAUUUAUAUUCGCAUCAAUCAAACGAAUUACUUGAUGCUAGUCCAUCUCGCAAUGAAGUUACACCCUCUAGCUAUGUCGAUUUGAAUAGCCGUAGGUAUAAUCGUUAUGGUCGUCAACGUUUUCUCAGAGGUCGAAUCGGCCGUGAUGCUCAAAGGGAUUUAGACAGAUUCGAUCCAUCUAACGAAACUGUAUACUCCAGCAACAUACCUACACGUAGAAGGCGAUCAAAUAAUCGUCAUUUCCUUAGUUAUAAUCGCUAUAACCAUCGACUUAUGAGCAGAAGUCGUUCCCCGCAAGCUGACCAAAGAAAUGUAGAAUCCUAUCAUGAGUUGCUUACUCUUUCAGAAGUCCGCAAUAUAUUUGGUGACACUGGUUUGCGAAGUAAUACUGAUCGUCGACAGAAUCAUCCAAGUUCGUACAGUGGUGAAAAUGGGCAUAUGAACCAUAAUAGAUUAAAUUCAUUGUCAAAUCAUGAUGAAAUUGCAUCCGCAAGCACUGCUACUAGGCAUAGAAGACAAGGCCAUCAACUAUUUUGGCCACGUCGAACUGAGAAUCGUAAUCCUAGUAAUUUGUCAUUACUUAUACCAACAGAUAGACUCUCUGAAGAAAGCUUACCCGAUAUUGUGGUACGACUUGAUAUGGACAAUGGUGAUGAUGGUCCUUUUAUAUGGCAACAGCAACUUCGUAGUCGAUCUGGUUUAAUUAAUUUAAAUAAUGCAAAUGGUGAUGAUGAUGAAAGUAUUUACAGUGAACCAGUUCCUAUUACUAGUGAGAUGCUACAACAAAUAUAUCCUCAUAUUUUACACCAUUUAAUCGAGCAAGUUAGUCCAGAGCCCUUUAAUUAUAACCAAGUUAUAAAGUUUUACAUACGAAAUUCAAAUGUAAGCGAAACAGACGUUCUUUAUUCUCUUGUAUCAAAAAUCACUGCAGACCCUGGACUAAGAGCUAAUAAUGUGUUAAAUGAAAUGUUAGGUGUAAAUCCCUCAACUGAUCAAAUAGAAACCGACUUUACCGCAGCUGGAGAUUUUAAUUAUCCCAUUUUUGAUGAAGAGCUAGAAAUAGAGAACCCAGAUAACAUUGAAGACGAUCUCAAUGAUGUCGACGAUAGAGGCAUUAUAAUAGAAAUUCAAUUUCCACCAAACGAACAAAAUAAUGUCGAAGUUAAUGAAUAA
Teleopsis dalmanni is the source of this 2232-nucleotide messenger RNA. Its product is annotated as GATA zinc finger domain-containing protein 14-like. The coding region runs from base 1 to 2232 and encodes 743 amino acids. NCBI's taxonomy places the organism in Eukaryota, Metazoa, Arthropoda, Insecta, Diptera, Diopsidae. The transcript has a single exon. The record is from RefSeq and is a predicted model, not a curated record.